Molecule: messenger RNA, 6936 nt
Organism: Myripristis murdjan (pinecone soldierfish)
Lineage: Eukaryota; Metazoa; Chordata; Actinopteri; Holocentriformes; Holocentridae
Gene: gpam
Product: glycerol-3-phosphate acyltransferase, mitochondrial
Exons: 21
Coding region: 229-2712 (827 amino acids)
Biological process (GO): phospholipid biosynthetic process; glycerol-3-phosphate metabolic process; triglyceride biosynthetic process
Cellular component (GO): mitochondrial membrane; plasma membrane
Molecular function (GO): glycerol-3-phosphate O-acyltransferase activity
Source: RefSeq, a predicted model, not a curated record
CCUGUCACUGAGCUCUGCCCGCUGUCAGCGCUCACCGGCCAGCAGCCCACCGGAGUCAGACCCGCCGGAGCUCUUCUACCGAGCCACACGGCUCUCAAGGACUAAAACACACCCACACAGCCGGCUACAGUUUCGUUGACGAGUGUAUUCUUGAGAAAUGAUUCAAACCGGGAUUGCAUUCAAGCUUGCCAGCUAGUGGUGUGUUGACCUAGAGGGAGAGGAGAGGAUAUGGAGUUAUCAGACGGCUUGCUGCUGCAGGUCAACAAUGGAGAGCAGGGAGCAAACCGCUGGAAACAGCCUAGCGAUGACUCGGACCGUAGCUGCAGCCCGUCAGUGCUGCGCUGUGUUGCCAGCACCUGGAAAGAGGGCCUGCUGAACAGGAAGAGGCCCUUUGUAGGCCGCUGCUGUCACUCCUGUACACCACAAAGCCAGGAGAGACUGUUCAACCCCAGCAUUCCUUCUCUGGGACUGCGUAAUGUCAUAUACAUCAAUGAGACCCACACCAGACAGCGGGGCUGGCUGGCACGCAGGCUGAGUUAUGUGCUGUUUGUCCUGGAGAGAGAAGUUCACAAGGACAUGUUCGCCAGGAACGUGGUUGACAAUGUGCUCAACAACAGCAGAGUGGAAAAUGCUAUUGUGGCAGUGGCCGCAGAGUCGGAGCCUGCUGUCAGCCAGCCUGGUCAGGAGAACAAAGCCGUCAGUAAAGUUAGGCGGAAAGCCCGAGGCUUCCUCCAGGAGAUGGUCGCCAACAUUUCACCCGCCUUCAUCAGGUUGACAGGGUGGGUGCUCCUCAAGCUUUUCAAUGGAUUCUUCUGGAGCAUCCAGAUCCACAAGGGCCAGCUGGAAAUGGUCAAGAGAGCAGCUACAGAGCAAAAUGCCCCCCUGGUCUUCCUGCCUGUUCACAAGUCCCAUAUUGACUACCUGCUAAUCACCUUUAUCCUCUUCUGCCACAACAUCAAAGCCCCGCACAUUGCAGCUGGGAACAACCUAAACAUCCCUAUCUUCAGCACCCUGAUCCGUAAACUGGGAGGGUUCUUCAUACGACGAAAACUGGAUGAGACGGGCGACGGGAAGAAAGACAUUUUGUACAGAUCACUGUUACAUGCAUACACAGAGGAGCUGUUGCGCCAGCACCAGUUCUUGGAGGUCUACCUGGAAGGCACACGGUCCCGCAGUGGCAAGCCGUCUACGGCACGUGCCGGUAUACUGUCCAUUGUUGUAGACACACUGUGCACCGGAGCCAUCUCGGACGUGUUGGUGGUGCCAGUUGGCAUAUCCUACGACCGCAUUAUCGAGGGCAACUACAAUAGUGAGCAGCUGGGGAAGCCCAAGAAGAAUGAGAGUCUGUGGGGUGUGGCGUGUGGAGUGUUCAGGAUGCUGAGGAAGAACUAUGGCUGUGUCCGGGUCGACUUCACCCAGCCCUUCUCCCUAAAGGAGUACCUGGACACCCAGAGAAGCCGUCAUAUUCCUCCACCUCUGUCCCUGGAACACACCCUGGUGCCCACCAUUAUUUCUGCUCAACCUGACGCUGUGCUGUUUGAGGGCCAGGGGGAGGAUCAGCUGAACCGAGAGCUGCCUGAUGAGAUCUAUAGGCGACAACUUAUUGCCAACCUGGCCAAGCAUGUCAUCUUCACGGCAAAUAAGUCAUCAGCGAUCAUGUCUACCCACAUCGUCGCCUGUCUGCUGCUGUACAGACACAGACAGGGCGUUGUGCUGUCCAAGCUCGUCGAGGACUUCUUCAACAUGAAGGAGGAAAUCCUGUCGCGUGACUUUGACCUGGGCUUCUCGGGCAACUCAGAGGAUGUGGUCAUGCACGCCCUCCACCUGCUGGGCAACUGUGUGAACGUCACCAGCAGUGCAAAUCGCAAUGGCGAGUUCACCAUCGCCCCCAACAACACUGUGCAGGCGCUUUUCGAGCUCAACUUCUACAGCAAUGGCCUUUUCCAUGUCUUCAUUUCUGAUGCAAUUAUUGCCUGCAGUAUUCUGGCUCUGCAGCGAGAGCUGGUGGUGGAAUCAGAGUCUGAUCACCAGUCUGGCAGUCCCAGCAGCUUCCUGCUCAGUCAAGAGAGACUAAUCCGCAAGGCAGCUGGGCUCUCCUAUUUCCUUAUCAACGAAGUGGCUGUUGCACCACCCUGUCAGACAAUCUAUCAGGUCUUCCAUGAUGCUGUGACCCGGCUGAUCCAGUAUGGAGUUCUCUACGUUGCAGAGGAGGACCAAGAGGAGCUGAGCCCGAGUCCCACUGAGGAGCCUUGGCCCAAAAAGUUCCCAGAGCCCCUCUCCUGGAGAAGCGACGAAGAAGAUGAGGACAGUGACUUUGGAGAGGAGCAGAGGGACCGCUACCUAAAGGUGAGCGUUUCCGCUGAGCACCAGGAGUUCUUCGUCUUCCUCCAGCACCUGCUCAGCCCCGUGCUGGAGGCCUACAGUGGGGCUGCAAUCUUCGUCCACAGCCUGAGCCAGCCCAUGGCCGAGUCCGACUACACCCAACGUCUCUUCAAAUUCCUGCUCACUCGCACAGAGAGGGGUGUGGCUGCAUACGGUGAAAGUGCAACACAUUACCUGGUUAAGAACACAGUGAAGACAUUCAAAGAGCUUGGGGUCCUAAAGGAGAGACGGGAGAACCUGGUGACGACCCUGGAGCUGAGCAGUACCUUCCUACCUCAGACUAAUCGGAACAAACUCCUGCAGUACAUCUUAGGUUUCGCUCUGCUGUGACCUGGACACCUUUAACCCAACUCAGACCCCAGGCUCUUUCCAGUCAAGGGCUUCUACUGGCUACAUCUAACCAAUCCCAGGUGCUACUCUGUGGAAAGCUUUACCAGGAAGUGCCUUCAUGCAAACACCGCUAACCGGUAGCUGUUAGCCAGGAUAGAUCUGAAGCCAGUUUUCUCUUUCUGUUCCAGUCACAUACUUCCUGUCGUAGAACUGUGCAGCUAGUAAAACAUAUAAACCAUUUUUUGAAGAUGUACCACAAGGAAUCAUCCCGUUUAUGUACUUUACCAGUGAAGUCAAGACGUCUUAACGUGAACGGACUUUUAGGAAAGUAUACUGUAGCAGGAUAGUAAAUAAAUACCACAUUUAUAGUGUUUGGAACAAAGAAAGCUGCCUUUGGUCUAGACAAGUUAACAAGCAAAACAAUACAUCUCAGUGAUGGCAAGCAUAAAUAACCACCAUCAAAGGCAUUUAAUGUUAACUCUUUGUGCACGCUUGUAAAAUUAUAGAAGUGCGCUCAUAGCAAGUCACUUUUGAAGAGAAGCUCAUUUUAAAACUAAAUCCAUAGUCAUUUCUCUCACAGGGCAGCAAUCUAUUUGAAAUGUAUAAUUUUUAAACACAAUUUGGUAUCAUCAAAUGUAAUAAUGUGUCAACAAUAUCAGAAAAAAGUGCUGAAUUCUGAGAGACAUAACGUCCCUGCAAAAUGUGUACAUUUCCACUUUUCAUGUACAAAAUUGUAUGUUGUAAUGUGAAGAUAUAAUCCUCCGCACAGAUAGGUACGAUCCAUUAUACAGUUAGCACUGUUUAUAGAUAUCGAAACAUUUCGCAACAAAUCAUUUCAGCCUCGCAAAACCCUGCAGAAUACUAACAGGAUACACCCAUCGAAAGCCCAGUGUGGUUCCAGCCUGAACCAAUAGCAUCUAAGUGCAUUUAGAAAUGCAUUUUUUUUUUGUUUAUAUUUUGUCAGGGGUUUCGAAAGGAGAGUGAGUUUGACGUGUGUUCGCCUUUCAACACCUUUCAGUCUUUAAAUGUUACACAGCAGAGUACAUAAAAUGCCUAUUAUCCUCCAUCACGACCACUUAAAGUUCAAAUGCAAUGAGCACAGAAAAGUAUUUGGUCAUGUCCUUCGGGGAAAGCGAGGAUUCAGGAUUGUCAUCGUGUUUUUCAUGUUGCAAGACACCGUAAACAUCUUUUGUAGCACAAGUGCUGAAUGAAUGGUUGGGCAUUAUUAAGACACAGGAAGUGGAUAAUAUGCUAACAAUGAAUGGUACAUAUCUACUGGGUAUUCUUUUUUUCCUCUGAUGAACAUGCAACAUCUCUUGGAGUUAGUUACUUUGGGACAGGGAGACAGUUCGACUCUGGGUUAUACCUCCUCAAGAAAUGUGUUAGUCUUGAAGAAAGGAGAGAGAUCUUUCUCCUUUGAGUUGUUUACCUUGUUUGUAUACAAACUGCUGUGAAGGGCUGUAAAGGUUUUGCAAAUCAAAUAGUAGUCCUUAACAGUUAGGUUUGUCUUCUUUUUUCCUAUUAAAAUAAUAUUUCACUUUGGUAUAUAAUUUUUGUUUUUCACCACAACUUUCUUACUCAAAAUAAAUAAUUGAAUAAAUAAAUAAGAGUAUAAAAAUCCCACUUAAAACACGUCUACCAUCAAGGACAAUUGAUCCUGGUAGGGUUUUUUUCAUUUUGCAUCCUUUAAAAUCUAUGUCAACAAAAAGUACUUAGCGUUUUUGUAAAAGCUGAACUCUGGCGAUGACAGUGGACCGUGUGAGCUUGUGAUGUCAGAGGUCGACCAUGGCUGAACCUCUACGAAGGUGUGGAUCAUGAAAAGUGAAAACAAUUUACCAAAGUGAAAUAUGGCUUGUAAACCUCACUGCACAGUACCUGUGCAUUUAGCUGCAGAACAUGUUGUAUCAGUACUAUUUUACACUUCAUUUUUUAUUGUAAAAUAUCUUUGUUUUACAGCACUCAGUAUUUAGCUCUUGUUGUGAUACCUCUGAAAUUGAUCUCUUCUGCCUAAUUUCAAACAUAACUGAGUUCAAAGAUGGCCACCAUGCACUUGCUUGCAAACUACAUUUUGCAUUCAGCCUGAACCUGCUCAUACUCCAGUGUUUCUUCUGUGCUGAUUUAGUUUUGGUGCACCACCACAGCAAGGAAAUGAUCACCACUGCAAGAGAAAACGUGAAAUUAAAAUAAGCAUUGUAAUUGUGUCCUACUCUUAUCUAAAAUUUACUAUUAUCUAAAACUACAAAAAACUAAAAAUAUACAUAGUCCCCUGUUUCAGAAGUAAUGAUUAUAUUAUGAUUAAAAACAUUUUUUAGCACUAGAAGCUCAACUUGAAUCAUCGCCUUGACCCUUAGAGCAAAAGAUAUGGGAAAAAUGUAGAAUUGGUGCUUGAAAGCACCAGUGCUGCAUAGAAGUUAAAGAGGAUGUACUUUAAAUCCAAAUAUCAUGUUGGUCAAAAAGCUGAAUUACAAGUGCACUCAUCAGAUUGGAAAGCGAGGAAGGCGUGUGCUUUGGUAUGAGAUGUAAAGCCAGUGGAAGUAUGGAAAAUCGUCAUCAUGACUGGAGAAGUUGCGAACCCAAAUUUAAGACUGGUGACAAGGAGGCGGUCUGCAAAUUAAUUGAUGGCAUGUAUUUAUGUAGUUUAUGUCCAAUGUUUGCUCUUAAAUGUGAGACUAUGCCACAGAAAGUUGUAAUACAGGGCUGAACAGUUCAUCAAAAUAUUAUCAGAAUCACAAUAUGGCCAAGUGCGAUAUCCAAAUCGCAGGAGCUGUGACAAAAGCAUUAUAAAUGAAAUAUUGCAGUGCGGCAGAGACGCUGUGGCCUGCAAAUUGUUUUCUCCAAAUGUAAGAGAACACACUGAUUUUGUACAGACCCCAGGAAAACUCACUUCAAAAUUUUGACAAUUUUUCAGUUAAAAUUAAUAUGAUGCAAAAUUUACUGUUCCUUCUAAAACAGUGAAUCAUAGUGCAAUACUUGCAAAAUCAAACACAGUAUUUUUUUUUUCCACUUCGUUCAGCCCUAAUGUAAUAUAUUUCUUUAAAAUUCUGACCAUGGUCUACAAAAUUGCAUGUAGCACUUAAUUUAACCACUUUGACAAAGCUUAAUACUUUAUCAUAUAUUGUAUAUUAUAUAAAACCACGCAGUUUUCCAUUAAAUUCCAAAAUGGGGUAUUUUAGCCAUUUCAUGAUGGUAUCAAAUUUCACCUGUUGCAUAUGUGCUCUGAAUCUUAAUCCAGAGGAGCACAGAUUAUGAGAUAACCCAUGAGUGGGAAAUGCUGCCAGUCGAUCAUGUCGCAGAUCAAGAGCUGACGCCCAUGGCAUGUUGAAGAACAGAUAAGUAUGUUAUUUAAAUGGCAAAGUGAUCAGAGUGCACAAUGUUUGGAUCAGUUGACAAUAUCUAGUCGAUAUUAUUAUUUUUUUUUCCUACUCUGUGAAGCUCUUGCUGAGCAGCUCGAGUCGCGAAGCAAUACUGAACCCACAAUCUCAAAGGCACCCAAAGUGAGGGAAGCCUCCGCCAAGACAACCACUAUAUGUACUGUACUGUAUGUAUCCGCUGGUCGCCUUUAAUCUCAUCGACACUUCAAUGUGUAGUCUACUUAACCUGACAAGUGUGUUUUACAGUCUAGUGUGUGGAUAUAUUCUUUUGAGAAGGAUAGUCAUGUGUAGGAAUAAAGUUUGUUACCUCCUGAAUGUAUUUCACCUGUCGCUCGAAUUGUCAAAUUGAUAUUUUAGAAUAUUCAAUCUCUGUGCACAAACAUUAGGUACUUUUUCUUCUUCUCCAAGGUGGUUGAAACUCAUCGCUACUUAUCUGAUUUAACAGCAGCCCAUCACACCCGAAUAACAGACUGAUGCAAAGUAAACCACCUCAACUUGGUAGCGUAAAAGAUGCCUGUUAUAUGGGGAGCAGGAUGCCUUUUUAAUGCACUAUAGUGUUCUUUAUAUAUGUGGUUCGGUUUUUUUUGUUGGUUUUUUUUUUGUGUGUGUGUGCGUGUGUGUGUGUGCAUGUUAACAAUGCUCAUUUUGUAUGGGCUUAAAAAAAAAUCAUUUAAGACUUUAAAAUUAAAAAAAAAAAUAAAGGCAGAGAACUUGAGUUUACCAUAAGAGGAAUCACCAGCUACUGAAAACAAAUGUCACUCAUUUUUUUUGUUUCUCUUGUUGCUUCUGUAGAGCAAAGCACAGUUGGCAUCAUUAAGUUUUGUUUUUAAAUAAAUUAAUGACAGAUUAACAA